Molecule: messenger RNA, 4548 nt
Organism: Coturnix japonica (Japanese quail)
Lineage: Eukaryota; Metazoa; Chordata; Aves; Galliformes; Phasianidae
Product: transmembrane protease serine 11E-like
Biological process (GO): proteolysis
Cellular component (GO): extracellular region; plasma membrane
Molecular function (GO): serine-type endopeptidase activity
Source: RefSeq, a predicted model, not a curated record
UCAGGAUGACUUCUUAAGGAGCUGAAUAGACAUGAAGAGGACUGUCCCAUUUCAGCAGCAGUAAAUGCAUCCUACCCUGAGUCCAGAUGCCACCUGGUGAGAGCAUUCAGAGAUUUCUGUGACACCUCCAUGUCAUGCGUUCUUCCAUCUGCGCCAUGACGGCCAUCAGAAAGGGCUCUGUCUCUGAGUGUUUGGGACUGCCUGAAGUAUUCACACCACCUGGGUCAGCGAUAAAGCCUCAAGUCUAUGCUGAGAUGCUGCACAGUGUGUUGUGGAGUUCAGGACGGUACAUCUCCCAGACAAAAGACCCUCUUUCUGACCUCUCACUAGUACCCAAAGAUAUUGACUCAGAUGGACUCAGGAGGGAGGAAUGUGAAUCCAUGGAAGAUAGCCCUCAUCGUUGCAUCAGUAAUAAUUGGUCUGGCCAUCAUAAUUGGCUUGAUUACUUAUUUUUUGUGCCAUUAUCAGGACCGAUACUACAAUGCAACUUUCCUUAUCACCAAUGUUCCAUAUGACCUUCAGUAUGGAAGGCAAACAACGGAGGAGUUCAGAUACCUGAGCCAAGAGAUUGAAACCAUGAUGGCUAGAGUAUUUAAGGGGUCCUUUCUGAGACGCAAGUACAUUAGAUCUCAUGUUGUCAGUCUAAGCCCAGAUCCUGGUGGAGUGCUUGCAUCUGUUGCUCUGGUAUUUAAAUUUCCCUCAGCUGACAGUAAGGCAACAAGUUGGAGUCACGUCAACAGUGUGUUACGUAGAAGGCUUGAAACAAGCUCAACGUUCUUGAAUGUUGACCAGUCUACCAUUAAACUCACAGAAUUAAAUAAGGAGAAUGGAGAUAACCUUUUAAACAACUUCUGUGGGAUACGGAAGGAGGCAUUCUCCUUCUCAGGAGUGGAAAGAAUAACCGAUGGACAGCGUGCACGGGAUGGAGAAUGGCCAUGGCAGGCUAGUAUUCAGCUUGAUGGGACACAUUACUGUGGUGCAUCAGUGAUCAGUAACACAUGGCUAGUGACUGCAGCCCAUUGCUUUAAAGCAGGAAGAGAUCCUCGGAGAUGGACUGCCAGCUUUGGAAUUCUGUUGAGACCUCCAAAACAGAGAAGAUAUGUCCGAAGAAUUAUCAUUCACGAAAAAUACAAUGCCCUCAUCCCUGAUCAUGAGUAUGAUAUAGCUCUUGUGGAACUUGCCUCCCCUAUUGAGUUCACAAGUGAUGUGCACAGUAUCUGUCUUCCUGAAGCAUCUUACAUAUUAAGGGAUAAUACUUCCUGUUUUGUCACAGGUUGGGGAGCUUUGAGGAAUGAUGGCCCUGGUGUUAAUCAGCUUCGACAAGCAGAAGUAAAAAUUAUUAGCACCGCUGUUUGUAAUAGACCACAAGUGUAUGCUGGAGCAAUAACACCAGGGAUGUUGUGUGCUGGAUACUUAGAGGGACGGGUGGAUGCUUGCCAGGGUGACUCUGGUGGGCCACUGGUGCACGCAAACUCCAGAGGAAUCUGGUAUCUCGUGGGAAUAGUGAGCUGGGGUGAUGAAUGUGGCAAGGCAGAUAAACCAGGAGUGUACAUGCGAGUGACUGCUUAUCGAGACUGGAUUGCUUCCAAAACAGGCAUCUGAAACCUGUGGUGGUUUUAAGUUUUGUGGGCUGCGUGAAAGGCUAUUCCUCUGACACAUUCUGCUCUGUGGUUACCCUCUAAACAGCUGAUACCUUGGCACGUGUUGAUGUAUCAAGUGCUGGCAAGCUUGGAGUAGUCUAGGACUUGAAAUUGGUUUGGCCGACAACCAGAAAGGAAUGGACUCAAUCAUGUGACACAGCAGCUUGUUCAGGAAGUAAUCAGUCAAAUGGACAAAGACUGGUUUCUCCGCAGCAUACAGACCCUCUUCUCUGUGUCCGAAUCUUCUGGCUGCUACUCUGUGGGACAAGAAUGAGCCCACAAAUCUGUUUACCAGGAUCUAAAAACAGAUGCAACUAAAAUGUGACCCAUGCAUUUGCUGUGUGCUUUGAAGGCCCUGCCUGUCUGCAGACCAGCUACCAUCGAGCCCCUGACUCUAAGACUGCUGCACUUCUGAAUUGUCCUCAAGCUUUUUUCCUGCAUUGUUCCAUGGAACAAUAUGCUAAUAACAAACAGAAGAUGGCUUAGGGAAAUUCCAUUUCCUAGUAUCAUGCCAUACAGCUACCUAAGUGAACUAAGAAGUAUUUUUUGCUGUGUUGUCCUGAACAAGCGAUUGCUGAGAAAAGCCAGCUUCUGUCCACCGCCUUUGAAUGUGUCCACUUCCUGCUUCGUAUGAACAGCCCCUAUCACAGCAUUUGCCACGAAAUUGAAUUCUGGACUUCAGACUGAAUAGUACUUUAUGUUCACACUAGUCUAUUGUUGUACUUAAAUAUCUGACGGAAUGAAAUUCCAUUUUAAAACUUUCCAGAUUGUAUUGUUUUUAAUAAAUGUCCUAAGCUUUUUGUGCAGGUUCGUAACAGUCUUAGUAUGAACACUGCCAAAAACCGUCUCCAAAACCUGCUUAUUCUCACAAAUGGCAUUCUCAAGUCCUAUUAAUAUAGAAAAGUUCACGUGUAUCUCUUCAGUUGCAUUAAAAAAAAAAAAAAAAGAAAAAAAAAGAAAAAAAAAGAAAUGACCCAUAAGUCAAAGUAAAGAUCUUUUUCCUGUCAGGAAUUAAUGACUGUGUCUUAUUGCUAGACUAUAUAUAAACCAUCUGAUCUCACAAACUUCAUAGUCUCUCUGCCUUCAUUUUCAGGAUCCUGAUGUUUCUCAAACUUUCUAUACCCUACAAGUGGAACUUGCCUGUUCUUGAUGAGAUGCCUUCCUUAAUGCAUCUGCAGAAUGUUUCCAGUGUUUUAUUCUGGUUGCUAAUACUGACAACAGUGAGUGAUUUUAAUUGCUAGAUACAGAAGUUGCUCAUCUGCUUUUGUUGGUCAGAAGAGGAAGAACUCAGCAAAGGAAUUACUAGCCACACUACCAAGACCCAGAGCUGAUCCAGUGUGGCAGACAAGCCAGGCCAGAAAAGACAAGCAAAGGAGCAGGAUUUUUGGCAUCUUCAAAGUUAGGAGAUCUGGGGACAGGGGGCCCUCACUAAUUAUACUCGUAGGAUUAAAGCACUGUCCAAAUUCAGUACAGGUCAGUUAACAUCAUCAGUGUUAACCCUAGGGAUCUUUGUAGGUUGCUUGAAGCCCUGCCCAACAGAGCAGUAAACCAUCAAGUUUAUGAAAUUCCUUUAUUACACAUCCUGUGAUUUAGGUGCCUGCAAGUACAGUGAACCAUGCUUUGUCUUUACUGGAGGUGUGGGGUGUUUGGACUCUCGGAAAAGAUUUGUCUGAAGGAGAAGGGUCUGAAACUGUUUUUCUGUGUAUAUUGUGAAGACCCAGCAUUUAAAAUGCCCACUUAGAGAGCUUUUUGUAUGGAAUGCUUUUUGAUCCAAAAAUAAAACUUAGGUGACCUAAGUUUUAGGUAAGGAAUAAGAAGUAGCAAAGUGGUUUCAUAGGCUUGAGGCAGAGAAAUCUCAUUUUAGUCCUUUAAGCAGAACUUGGAUUUGAAUUAUGUUGUCUGUAUAUUAUGCAUGACAAAUGUAAUAUUUAUCUAUUUAUUUAUUGGUUGGUAACUAUACCCAGGCAGUGAAUCACCUUGAAGAAAAACAUUAUUACAAGACUCUAGGACUUUUCAGUUCCUAAAGAACUUCAGACUUGGGUUUUCAAAGGACAAAUGUCAUCAGAAACACAAUAUUUUUAGGUCUGAAAAUAUCAGUUAUUUCACUGUUUUCCAAAAAAUAGGUAAGUAGAUGUCCAAAGGAUGUCUUUUGAAUUUCUCAACUUUCUGGUUGCACUUGAACAAAAUGAGAAAGAGUUAAGCGUUUUUCUCUGUGCAGAGGGCUUCUAUGAAUGUAAUUUUCCCAAGUAAUGCACACAAAGCUGAAAAAGUGAACUUAGUGUUUGCUUUGAUUUUUCUGGAGAGAUCUAGUACAUGAUUCACCUUAGUCCUAAGAGCCAGUACAGGGUAGCCAGGAGAGGGGCUGCAGAGGAACAGAUACCUACAUAGUGUGUGUUUUGGUAGCCUUUUUUUUGUAUUCCAGUUUUCACAAUAGCACCUGGAACAAGCUUUCUUGUCUGAUUUCUCCUGGAAGCAAUGUGGUUUGUAUGCUCUGAAGCCUCUUGAAUAUGCAAAGCAGUAUAAAUGAGAAUGCAAUAAGAUCACUACAAAGAAUGCUCCUCAUCCACAGGAAUGCCAGUGCACGUGGACCAGAUGGAUCUAAAUCCCUUUCUUAUGGCAAAACCACAAUGAUGUCAGAAUUGUCUAGCUUUUCCUGAGAGAAAUUGUGGAAACCUGAAAUAAUGUAGGCAGCAAAAAAUUUGUUUGCUUUAGUUGGCCUAGCAAAUACAUAUUUUUUCUAAGCUGAAGUCUUAGAUUUUUAUGAAAUCACAAGAUUUAUCUGUUUUCCACCAUGUUUUUGUUUGAAAUUAUCAUCAAGGUAGAAUGACAUGCAUCCAAUUAUACAAUCAAACAUGGCACAUAGGAAUGUAAUUUAUGCAUUAAUUUAAUAAAAACAGUUUAAAAAUAA